AUGGAAGAGCUAAAAGAUAAAAGUCUACAUUUAACUGCAGAAAAACUAACGGAAGAACUUCAAAAAAUGGACAUCUACAAUAACUUUUUUGUGGAUUUACAAAAGAUAGCAGCGUCACACGAAGUAUCACUAGACGACUUUAGUAAAACUUUAACUAUAGCCGUCAACCAGGGAAAAAUGGAAACAAAUUUGAGAAAUGCUGUGUUUCACUGGUUAAGAGGUCACGACAACAAUAAACAAAUGGUGGUCAGGGACGAAAUCGCCAAUCGAGAAUCGUUGGAUUACAUGAGAAAAGCUCAAAUUACGUGGGAAAGAAGGAUUCAGAAAUCACUGGAGUCCAUGUGCGAUGAUUUAGGCAUUAGCCUGUCACGGCACCGAUCGAAGGCCGAAAAAGAAGAAAUGCUUCAAAAAUGGAACGAGCUAAGCACGUACAAUACAAAUUCGGAAAGACUGCGACCUGUCUAUGCGCCAAAAGACUUUUUAGAAGUCUUGUCUUCGUUACACAACCCCAACUACCGAAUGUUAUCAGACCACAUGAUUUGGGAUUUCACGUACUUGCCGAUAAAGGUGAAAACCCUUGGCGAACUCAGACAUCAUUAUAAGGAAUUAGCCUCAGCAGAUUUUCUUUUAGGCCUGGCAGCACUGUCGCCAGUUACAGGUAGUUCGAAAUCGCAAACAGAACAAGAUCGUACCGUUUUGGGAGAAAGAGUCUUGGCAAAUGAACACUCCCCAGUUUGUCAAGAAUUUUUAAAAUUGGGAGCACCGCGCAGUCUCCGAGGCCGUUUAUGGUCUCACGUUCUUGGAUCCAUCACCAAAACUUCGGAACAUUACUACUUGGAACUAAAGCAACGAGUGAUCAACUACGACAUGCUGAUCGACAAGUUAAUUACCAAAGACGUGCAACUGACGGCGUGUAACGAUGACCAGUACUUUGUCUUCGAAGAUGUCUUAUACCAAGUAAUGCUAUGUUUUACUCGUGACGCCGACAUGUUAGCGAUGUUCAACAAUUCGGCCAGCCAACCGAUACUGACGACGCUUAAGGGUAACCCUUCCAGCGAAGCCAUAUACCCUCCAAAUGGCAUCGUUCCCUUCCAUGGUUUCACUAUGUACGCCUCUCCGGUUUGUUACUUGUACAACGAUCCCGUACCAAUGUAUUUUACGUUCAGAGCUUUUUACAUGCGCUAUUGGUUCCGUCUGCAUGAAAUAAGCUCGCACCCGCAAAGUAUACUCGGCCUGUGCAUUUUGUAUCAACGCCUUUUGCAGAGACACGAAACGAUAAUCUGGAUGCAUUUCGUUAGUCACAAUAUUCACCCAACAAGAGUGGUAUUUAAAUGGAUCAUGCGAGGUUUUAGCGGGCACUUGCCUCCAGAACAACUGCUAAAUUUGUGGGACCUAAUUUUGGCUUACGAUUCACUGGAGGUGCUACCACUUUUAGCGGUUGCUAUUUUAAGUUUCAGAAAAGAAAACCUGCUACAGGUCAACACUCUUCAAAAUAUAGAAUCUGUGUUAAUAGAUUUGUCUUCGCUAAAUGUAAUGUCCUUAUUACAAUUGGCGUUAAAGGAACCAAUGAAGACGUAACAAAAAUAUGGAUACCUUUUACCAGUUUCUUCUGUUUUACCAGUACCUAAACAAGUAAUAGAUUUAAGAUUGAUUAUUUUGGCAUGGUUUGUUUUGGUAAAUAUAACAAAACCAUUAACCAUAAGAAAUA
Molecule: messenger RNA, 1708 nt
Organism: Adelges cooleyi (spruce gall adelgid)
Lineage: Eukaryota; Metazoa; Arthropoda; Insecta; Hemiptera; Adelgidae
Product: TBC1 domain family member 19
Exons: 12
Coding region: 1-1578 (525 amino acids)
Source: RefSeq, a predicted model, not a curated record